This is a messenger RNA of Talaromyces atroroseus, 2241 nucleotides long. RefSeq lists its product as hypothetical. The record is from RefSeq and is a predicted model, not a curated record. The transcript is spliced from 4 exons. Gene Ontology annotation, biological process: intra-Golgi vesicle-mediated transport. Gene Ontology annotation, cellular component: Golgi membrane. Bases 1 to 2241 code for a protein of 746 amino acids. Lineage: Eukaryota; Fungi; Ascomycota; Eurotiomycetes; Eurotiales; Trichocomaceae.
AUGGACGCCUUUGCGGUCAGCGAGGACAUGAUCCCGAGGCAGGAGCAGCCAGAUGGCAACAGCAACCAAGGCACGAAAUCGGAGGAAUCAAACAAAUUCCAGCGUGCCAUCUCUGCAUGGCGAGGCAUCGAUCUAACCAAUACCAUUCCGAAACUUGACGCUACUGCAUCAGAAAUCGUCGCAAACCAGCGUGAUGCUCUGGUGCAAAGGAAGGACCUUGCACAAAAGACAAAGGAUUUCCGAAAGCUUGACGAUGCUUCAAAACUGACUGAAUACAAGGGACUGUUGAAAGCCUACCAAACCUUCAUUGACCUUCUAACUAAUCACGGCAAGACUUCAUCGUCGGCGUUCUUGCAGCUAUAUUCCUCACUUUCCGAAGCCCCAGACCCGUACCCCCUCCUUGAAGCAUCGGUCGAUUCGCUUGUGGCAUCCGAAGACACCGUUCCAAAACUCACAUCGGAAAAGGAGCACUUACAAAAGUCAGUAGACCAACUGACGGGCCAACUGGAAAAGACCGAGAAACGGCUAGAAGAGGAAAGCGAUGCUCGAAAGAAAUUGGAAGAUACACAGGAAUCAAAGAUCAAAGAGAUCGAGUCAUCUUGGGAGGCGGUGCUUUCAGAGAAGAGUGACAAUUGGGAAGCUAAGGAAAAAAGUUUGGAAGAAAAGAUCGAAAACCAGGAUCGACUAGUCAAAGAACUCAAGGCUUCUCUGGAAGUGUCGCAGAGACUCGACAGGGAAGAAGAGGUUGAUUCAGCUCGUAAUACCGCUACAGCCGCCGAACUCGAGAUUGUCGUCUCGGAUCUUGAAAAGACUAGUUUAAGGUUGGCCGAGGUCGAGGCACGCAAUGAACAGAUGCGGCUAGAGCUGGCUCAAGCCGUAUCGCAUUCCCAGACUGAGCAGAAGCCUAUCGAAGAUGACCCUGCCUAUCUCAGACUGCAAUCAGAAAACUCGUCGUUGAUCAGGAAGCUGGAUUCCGUAAAAUUUGAUCGGGAUACCGAAAGACACGAUUGGGAAAGCAAAGUCCGUCAGUUUGAACGAACAAACGCCAAACUUACAGCAGAGAAGGAUGAGUUCCGUUCAAAACUCGACAAGUUUGCCGACUAUGAAGAGAUCAAAAGAGAACUUGAGGUUAUUAAGUCCAUCGAGUUUUCUACGGGUGAUGACGACGACUCCGGUGAUAUCCCCGAGGAACUUACAAGCAGCACAAAUGGCGCGGUUAAGUCCAAAGAAAAUACGUUGGAGCAAUUGUUGAUGGCUCGUAACAAGAAGCUCACCAAUGAACUCACGGUUCUAAGGGUAUCUCAUCGUGACCUUCAAAGCCAGAUUGAGACGCUACAAGAGGAAUCGAAAAUCACAAGAACUGAACUGGAGAAGUCUCAGGCGCUCUGCACAACAUUAGAAAACGAUCUUUUGCGGAUGCAAAAAAGCACGAAUGCUCUGCCCUCAGCUGCAAUGUCCGUUGCAGGCACAUACACAUCUAGGUAUCAUUCAUCCCGACGAGGAGGCGCCACAUCUCCUACGUCUUCGAUUAUCUCAGGCUUUGAUCAGGCCGCUGCUUCUUCUAAUACCAUGGAGGCCAUCCGUGCCGGUGAAGCAGUGGGCGGUGGCUCUGGUAUUUUGCCAAUGAUCCAAGCGCAGCGCGAUAGGUUCAAGCAAAAGAAUGCCCAAUUAGAAGAGGAAUUAGCCAAAACAUAUUCCACGGUCAAGACACUCCGGCAAGAAGUGGCAUCUCUACAAAAAGACAACCUCAAUCUAUACGAAAAGACGCGAUACGUGUCAACGUACAGCCGGGGUCAAGGCUCCGCAUCAACGUCGGCAUCUGCUUAUGCCAACCGACCUAGUGCUGCUUCAGCAUAUGCUUCCGACGACUCGCCGUCACCCGGCCUCUCACUUGACAAAUAUCAAUCCGCAUACGAAGCACAAAUAUCACCUUUUGCAGCAUUCAGGGGCCGUGAGGCAACAAGAGCGUAUAAACGCAUGAGUCUUCCUGAACGACUAGUUUUCUCCAUCACACGAGUUGUCCUCGCAAACCGCACAAGUCGAAACAUAUUUGCUAUUUACUGCUUUGCGUUACACGUACUGCUGUUUAUCAUGUUGUACUCGAUGAGCGCUGUCGAGAUUGAGAAGCAUCAUAUUGAUAACCUCGCCAAUGGCGCUGUCGGUGGUGGUGCCGCUGGUGCUGACACUGGUGCUGCUGGAAAAUUGCAUGGGGACGAUUGGCAACAAGAAGGGUUUAAUUAA